Molecule: messenger RNA, 3165 nt
Organism: Scatophagus argus
Lineage: Eukaryota; Metazoa; Chordata; Actinopteri; Scatophagidae
Product: transmembrane protein 200C
Exons: 2
Coding region: 970-2541 (523 amino acids)
Source: RefSeq, a predicted model, not a curated record
UUUAAUCCUCGGUCACCAUCAGCUGCUCCUGCGCCUUCACCUCCGGCUCAAUAUCCGUGCUUCUUUUGUGUUUGGUAGCCGCUUCCACAUUGGCCCCCAGUAGAGGCUGUAUCGAGGUCUAAAGCCUUGUUUAGGAAGUCUUUUAAUUGUUUAACAGAUGGGGUUAGUUGGGUUUUGGUCCCGAGUAAAUCGACGGGCAAGAGUUUUGAUGUGAGGAAGCCAUUGGACGAGGAGCAAUGCGCACUCCAGUCCGUUUACUUUUAUCCGUGAGAUUAAGGUUGUGUUGCUGCAAUUUGACGCGAGACAUUUAGAUUUGUCUUACAUAUCUGAUACACCAUCGGUCAAACAUGCCAGGAGCACAGAGAAAAACAGCCACUGGAAUGAAAAUAAAGCGACAAUUUAAAGGCGAAUCCAUUUUACCAGUUAAACUUUUUCUCGCGGUUGGGAUCCUGUCGUUAAAAAACGAUUUACAAUAAGUUAUUAAGACAAACCAGAGACUGACAUCGUGUAUUUAAAUAAAGGUAUAAUUAUAACCACGCAGGUUUGAGUUGUGGCGUUAGUUAUGAAAGCAUGGGCUUCGUCAGGCCGUGGAUGAGGUGUGGAUGUUUGUCAUCUGUCUGCACCUUGUGAGUCUGCGUUGGGCUUUGUGUUGGAGCGAGGUGCGUCGCCACGGCUCUGGAUAUUUUCAGGGAGCCUCCAACUCCUCAGCAGCUCGUAUUUUGCUUCACGGGGCUUUUCCAACAGAAGGGAAACAGAUGCGCCGUAAUGUCAACAGUCGAUUACUCAUGCAACAUUGCGCGGAAAAAAAAUGCGCCCCCGCAGCUCGGACGGAGUGAGCGUCAAAGCCGGCCUCCUCUCCAUCCUGCCUGCCAGACGAGCAGCUUUGGGGAGAUAAACCGAGGAGUUAGCAGCUUCCUGUUCAGCACCGCAGACAGAGUUGAGUGACAAGCCUGCUGUCCAAUUGCCACCAUGAUAGCCACAGGUGGCCUGCUGCGCAUGAACAGGCGCCAGGAUUCCCUCCGCUCUAAAAACCGGGCGGAAAACAAAAGGAAGAGGAAAUCCAAGAAAAAGAAGAAGAACGACGUGGUAGUGGUGAAGGGGAAGCUCAAUCUGUGCUCCGUGGCCGGUUUGGUGGCAGGUGUAGGAGUUAUAGUUCUCAUGGUGGGGAUUUCCAUGGCUGUCAUGGGAUACUGGCCCAGCCAGAACCAGCAGGAGUACCAGGAGCGCCGCAGAACUGGAGCGUACCAUACUAACAGGAUGAGCUACUCCAAAGGUCCAGCAGUUUCCUCUAACUUGACCCACGAUAAGCCUCCCUUUGGCCAGACAAAUGUGUUCAACGAGAGCCGUUCAAACAGCAGCACCCCCGGCUCCGCCCGUCACUGUGGCUUUUUGUGUGACUUCCUGGAUAAUUACCUGUAUUCAGACAAUCUGAAAGUCUUCGGACCUCUGGUGAUGGGAAUAGGCAUUUUCCUCUUCAUCUGUGCCAAUGCAGUCCUCCAUGAAAACCGAGACAAGAAAACCAAAAUCAUCAACCUUAGGGAUAUCUACUCCACGGUUAUCGAUCUACACAGCAUACGGUCAAAGGAGUACUCACCUCUCAAUGGUUUGGUGAACUACACUCAGUCGAGGAACGCUGAGGGCCCGUCGGGCUCGUUCCCUGCAAGCGGGAUGCUUACACGCAGCUCCUGGCCCUCCACUGGACUCGGUUUCCAGGGUGAGUUAGGUGGCGAUGAGGUGUUCAGACGCCCAUCGUUGGCCGGCAGGCCUCGCAGCUGGUCCAGAGAUGUCCAGACCUUCACAGACACUGUCUACAGCAUCUACAAAGACUACAGCAAUAGCAGUGAGCAGGCCCCACAGCCCCGACAGUGGGAGACCACCUCCAUAGUCACCUCCUCUGUGAACGCUUUCACCCUCCCUGUGAUCAAACUGAACAACUGUGAGGUGGAGGAGUCUGAGAGAGCGGAGGCAGAGGGACACUCAGAGGAAGAGGUCGUUAUCGAGGCUGCUCCCGAAAGCAUUAGCGUGGAAGGGCAAGCUAGCAGCGGCCAGAACGACCAGACGAAUGCCAAGGAGAAGGACGCCUCCACGACUGAUUCCCCGCCGCCCCGUGUGAGCCAUGAGGAAAUUGCAACAGACACAGCUGACCAACAGGGGGCGCCACAGGCUCAGCCUCAACCACAGGGGACCCAGCUGUUUCCCCCAUCACCCGUUGCAAGGGCGAUGGGCUCACGGCUGUCGCUCAACUCCCUCACGGAUCAGCCCAGGUCUGCACGCCGCUGCAGCCUGUCCGUGUCCGUGUGCCGCCAAGGCGACAGAACCAGGCGCUUCAGCUGCCCUCGUCUGGAGCGCUCCAACAGUAAGGGCUACAUCAAACUGACUGACCUGGGGGGUGAGUCCUUUGAAGCCCCAGACACAGACACUUCUUUAGUGGCCACCGAACAGGAAGUAGCGGCAGACAUGGCAGCAGCGGCGGCGGCAGAGGGGGAAGACGCUCAGGGAGAGAACGAUCUGGUGACACCCAGCACCUCUGCAGAAUCCUAGACUAAUAUUUCUUGCUGAUGAGCCUCUGAAAACUCUUUGAUGUCUUGUUCUUUGCUUCGUACCUUCUUCUCUGAUUGCUGAUGUGAAGAUGGCCAUUACAUAGGAAAGAAACGUGGAGCGUAAGCAGCUAAGGACUAUUGAAACAUAGCCAUGAACACUCAAGAGCAAGGCUCUUUAUAAAUACCACACCCACAGCUCAAUAUUCAGAUGUAAUUUUUCUAUUUUUCCAAUGUAGCAAGAGCAAUACUGAAGACUUGUAAGAAGAUUUAGUAAGGAUUUGUAUAAAAAAAAUAGAAAAACAAGAAAAAAAGAUCUGUUGAGUUUUAACUUUUCUUUUGUAAAACAGUAGAGCAAACAUUGUAGCUUGUAGAAUUGCCAAACUGUCACUGAGAACUACCGUCUGACAUGUUGUACUGUAGCAUUAACAUAUGCCGCAGAAAACUAAAUAGUCUAGAAUUGUUUUCUCUACAUUGUUAAGUGAAUACCACGUGAAAAGGUGAACUGAACUGAAUCUCAGGUAGACGUUUGGUUUAGGACGGGGGACCUUGAGGUCAAGGUCUUCCCCUCUGUGCACACUUGUUUAUAUGAAACAUCCAUGGUUGAAUAAACUUAACUGUAACACAA